Paramormyrops kingsleyae is the source of this 827-nucleotide messenger RNA. The record is from RefSeq and is a predicted model, not a curated record. Lineage: Eukaryota; Metazoa; Chordata; Actinopteri; Osteoglossiformes; Mormyridae.
AUGGCCCCCGAGGGCCCUUUACCUCGGGCCCUGCCCUGCCUGCAUGUCUACCUAGGGAAGGUGCACCGAAUCCUGGGUACAAUUCCGCGGAGGCUGAUCCAGGAGCUGGAGCGUCGCCACAUGGUGGUGACCGACACCCCCUCCCCAGCAGUAGCGGCGCAGACCAGCAGUGUUCCAGUGGUGGCUGGUACAACUGUGCAGCAACCGGAGAGCUCUGCGACUGAGCAGUCGGAGGAGGCAGUCAGUGUCAGCAGCGGCGAGACCUUUCAAGUUACCCGGGAAGUGCAGUGGCCACAGACCUCCAGGCACAUGAUGCAGGAGAAGGGACUGUACCGGAAACAUUCUCUGGACCAUCCCCUCCUGAAGGGCUUCGCCACAUACUUGGAGAAGGAUCUCCUGAAUGAGAAUUUCAAGCAGGAGGUGGAAAACGUCAGCAGGUUCAUGUUUUUUGUGAACCCCAAAGAGCCAUCACUUGAAUUUGUGAGAGAGAGGGAGAAGACGAAGCUCUUCUUUCGGGAGCUGACUGAGGCUGGUCUCUCCAGGCAGACUCAGGUCAACUACAUGAAGAGCCUGAAGAGAUUCCUCAAGUACCACACCGUGGCCACCGACCUCCGGCGUGACGACAUUGCCUUGUGGAACGAGGCAAGGUUCUUCGUGGAGUACCUGGGCUCACUACAGCAGAGCUGUGCAAAGUUGGUGAGUAAGGAGAUGACGCAAAGGAGGUAAGUUCAACUGUCAACACCCGUUAAAUUCCAUAUCAUGAUUUGAUUAUACAUCUCCUCUACCAUGUUUAACACACUCAAUGUUUUUUUUUUAUCUCUCUCACU